This is a messenger RNA of Vavraia culicis subsp. floridensis, 716 nucleotides long. RefSeq lists its product as uncharacterized. The transcript has a single exon. Gene Ontology annotation, cellular component: proteasome core complex, alpha-subunit complex; proteasome core complex. The record is from RefSeq and is a predicted model, not a curated record. The coding region runs from base 1 to 696 and encodes 231 amino acids. Lineage: Eukaryota; Fungi; Microsporidia; Pleistophoridae.
AUGAGCGGUACAUACACAGAAUAUGCAGGCGUGUCCAUCUAUGCACCUGACGGCAAGGUUAAUUCCCUUUCACACGUGCAACAAUCGAUUUCUCUGGGCAGCACAGCACUAUGCAUAACAAAUCACAACCAAGCCAUCCUUCUUGUCCAUCACCACAGCACUAACAGACUGCAGCACGCCAUGAAAAAGGUGUUCGUAAGGAAGAACCUUUUCUUUACGUUCUCAGGUGUGACCAACGAUGGACUGGAAUUGAUAAGGUACGUUCUUGAGGAGAUGGCGUGCGAGAAUGUGUGGAAGAAUAGAGCGGUCGAUCCUAUGAAGGUGUUCAAUGAGAUAAGUGCUACGGCGAGUUCUAGGACAAUGAUUAGCAGCGAUAGACUGUUUGGAUGCGGUGGGAUAUUGGGCGUUGAACAUGAUGGGAAGAUAAAGGUGGUGGAAUGGAUGCCCACAGGAACGAUAAGAAUGGCUAGGGCGGUUGCUAUCGGGAAUAGAGCACAGAGCUGCAGAACAAUCCUUGAAAAGUACUUUGAAGACAACGAGGAUGUGAGCAACGAGAAUAUGCUUGACCUGGCAAUAAGUGCAAUGAAGAAUGCGCAUGGUGAGAGCGAUGAAAUGAAAAAGGAAAAUUUGGAAGGCUAUGUCUUGAAACUUGGCGAGAAUGUCAGGACAAUCGAUAAUCUUGAGCGGUACCUGUGAUUAAAUAUUUUCUUUGUGAC